Molecule: messenger RNA, 4459 nt
Organism: Poecilia latipinna (sailfin molly)
Lineage: Eukaryota; Metazoa; Chordata; Actinopteri; Cyprinodontiformes; Poeciliidae
Product: sodium/myo-inositol cotransporter
Exons: 5
Coding region: 1147-3318 (723 amino acids)
Biological process (GO): transmembrane transport; myo-inositol transport; inositol metabolic process
Cellular component (GO): plasma membrane
Molecular function (GO): D-glucose:sodium symporter activity
Source: RefSeq, a predicted model, not a curated record
AAAAUCCCAAUUCCUGUGUGAACGGUCUGGAGCUCGUGGGAGCCCCCUGUUGAUUUGGAGUCGGAAAGCAUAUGCUUUGUUUCCUAAUGCAACAAAAAUGUUUUCAGCAUGUCCAUUCUUGCUGAAUUUAUUUUAUGCCUAAGUCAAGCUUUGACUUUAGUCUAAAAUACUUUAAUUAAUAGCUAAAUUGAUGCCAAGUGGAUGAGAAUUCUGCUGCAUUUGUUUGUCAGUGAAUUUAUAAUCAAGUGUUUUUAUUUUUAGUUUAUAUGAAGCAUUAUAUCUGUCUAUCACAUUAUGUACAGGAUGUAAAUUGUAAACCACUUACGAAGCUGCCGACAGCUAAUCACGACGUACAUGUACAUUCUUUUAACACUAGGGGGCGCAUUAGUUCUUGCUCAGGUGUGGGAUGCUAAAUUACAGCUCUAAUAUUGACUUAAAACUGUUAAGUAUUGACUCCAUUUAUGUAAAUUUAAAUAAUGUUUCAGCGUCUACAAUUAUUUAUGUCACUACCUCUUUUUUAAUGGUUUAAAUAACCCGUGAACAUUUUACAUAUAGAAGACAACAGGUGACGGAUUUACUGUUGUUCAGGAAGCAGUUUAAAAGCAGCUGCAGUGGUUUUUAGUAGACUGAAGGACAUGAGGGGUUUUCCGUUUUCCGUUGCGUUCACUCUCCCGACCACAAAAACAAAUGAAAGCUUUCUCGGGUUUGCAGUAUCAUGGGUCUCCUCCUUCCCACCCCAUCCUCACCGCCUACUCUGGUGACAAUGCUGCUGCUGUGGGCGGAGGCGGAGCUCUGUCUCCUAAUAACCUGAGGGACCUGUUCCCAGCGCAGAGGAGCUCCAACCACUGCACCUGUGAACUAUGUCUUAAAAGCCAACCUGUUGGAGGCAACAGAAACCAAGGAUGUGAACUUUCUUCUGAGAUCUAAUUUGGUAAAACAAUCCACCGACCUGUAAAUGUUAAGCUACACCGACUUUCUGAAGCGAGCCGUUAACUACUGAAGAUCAGAAGUUAACUACAAAAUCAGAUUCUUAGAUGUGAUUCUGAAAAUUAUAUCAUAGGUGAUAGUUUUUGUAAAUGCAGAUCAAAACUUUGUCUGAUUGGCUUAAAAGAUAGGUCAUCUAAGCAAUCUAAGAAGUCUUCAAUAAUGGCUACCAACGCCACCAUGGAAGCAGCAGACAUUGUUGUUAUCGUAAUUUACUUCAUCGUGGUGCUUGGGAUCGGCUUUGUGGCAAUGCGAAAAUCCAACCGAGGCACGGUGAGCGGCUACUUCCUGGCUGGUCGCUCCAUGAACUGGUUCGCCGUGGGAGCGUCUCUCUUCGUCAGCAACAUUGGAACUGAGCAUUUCAUUGGACUCGCCGGGUCGGGGGCUGCUAGCGGGUUUAGCGUGGCUGCAUGGGAAUUCAACGCUCUACUGCUGCUUCAGUUACUGGGCUGGGUGUUCAUCCCUGUGUACAUUCACUGUCAAGUCUACACCAUGCCAGAGUACCUGUCCAAGCGAUUCGGAGGAAAGCGCCUGAAAGUGUAUUUUGCAGUUUUGACUCUGGUGCUUUACAUCUUCACCAAGUUGUCUGUGGACCUCUACUCAGGAGCCUUGUUCAUCCAGGAAUCCUUAGGGUGGAACCUUUAUGUUUCCAUCAUCGUCCUCAUCGUCAUGACAGCUGCGCUGACGGUCACUGGAGGUCUGGUCGCUGUCAUCUACACAGACACAGUCCAAGCAAUUCUGAUGAUCGCCGGAGCGCUCUGUCUGACAGGAAUCGGCUUCGCCAAAGUCGGAGGCCUUGAAGGACUAAAAGAAAAGUACAUGCAGGCCAGUCCAAACAUCACUGCCAUUCUUCUGUCUUCACCUAAUCUGACAUACUCUGAAUCCUGUCAGCAUCAUCUCCACCCAAAACCAAAUGCUCUGAAAAUCCUGAGAGGCCCAAAAGAUCCAGAUCUGCCCUGGCCUGGUUUCUUGCUGGGUCAGACCCCUGCCUCAAUCUGGUACUGGUGUGCAGAUCAGGUGAUCGUACAACGAGUUCUGGCCACAAAGAACAUUGUUCAUGCCAAAGGAUCGACCAUCAUGGCAGGCUUCCUCAAAACUCUCCCCAUGUUUAUCAUGGUCAUGCCAGGGAUGAUUUCCAGGGUCUUAUUCACUGACCAGUUGGCGUGCAUCAGCCCAGAGCACUGCAUGCAGGUGUGCGGUUCUGCCGCCGGCUGCAGCAACGUGGCGUACCCUCGCCUCGUCAUGUCGGUGAUGCCCGUCGGUCUUCGCGGGUUGAUGAUGGCGGCCAUGAUUGCUGCUUUGAUGAGCGACUUGGACUCUAUCUUCAACUCUGCGAGCACCAUAUUCACGCUGGAUGUUUACAAAAUGCUGCGAAAGGACGUGUCGCCCAAGGAGCUGGUGAUAACCGGCAGGCUUUUUGUCGUCGCUAUGGUGGCCCUCAGCAUUGCUUGGGUGCCGGUUGUCAUCGAAAUGCAAGGGGGGCAAAUGUUUUAUUACAUCCAAGAGGUGUCCGAUUAUUUAACACCCCCUGUGGCGGCGCUGUUCCUGCUCGGUGUUCUGUGGCAGCGCUGCAACGAGACCGGUGCCUUUUGGGGUGGAGUGGUAGGCUCUGCUCUUGGCGCUCUGCGGUUGAUCUUAGCCGUAGUUUACAAAGAACCGUACUGCGACCAGCCGGAUGAGCGACCGUCCUUCAUCAAACAAAUCCAUUUCAUGUAUGUGGCGGCCAUCUUGUUUUGGGUAUCAGCUAUAACGACUGUCAUUGUGAGUCUCUGCACACCUCCGCCGGAAAAACAGCUAAUCAGAACUACCACUCUGUGGGGGUUAAGGCAGAGAAUGAAGUUUAACACACUAGCAACCGAUCAAGGUGAAGAAAACCUUAACAAAACAAACGCAACUGAAAAUGGAGGUGGUGGUGUUGGUGAAGAAAUGCUCCAUACCGACCAAAAGAACCUCAGGAGCACUGAUGGUAGAUAUGAAAACACUCAGUCGACCAAUGGGAACAUAAUCCCAGCCCGGUCAUCACUACAGAAUGGCUCUUAUGAUGUGAUAGAUGAGCCUAUGCAGGAGGGCGAGGGAGAUGGGAGAGAAGUGAAGGAUGUGGAAGAGGGGAAGGAGUUCCAAUUGGGGGAAGGAGGAGACUCUGUGAAAGUUUGUGGGGGUAUUUGUGGCCCCCGGAAGAAAUCUUCGCAGACUCGGGUCAUCACAGCUCAGGAGCAGGAGAGGAUUGUAAAUAAGCUUCUUUACGAACCUCCCAGAACCCGAAUCAUACUAAACGCAGCACUGGUACUGAUUUGUGUGAUUGGGAUCUUUCUUUAUUUGUAUUUCUCCUUAUAGACAGCAAAAAUUCUCUUAAAACGAGGUCCUAAUCCUAAAUUUAUUUCUUAUCUCCCUGAAUUUACGGUAAAUUUAUGACACCGUGUUGCGGCGUACAGUGCACUUACUCCACUUCAGAUAGUAAUACUUCCAAGUCAUACUCAGAACUUUUUAAAAUGCUUCUCUUUCACGAUAUUGAUUAUUAUUUGUUUACUGUAUAUCGUGGAGUGCUGGCAGCUGGCCAGUCACCAUCAGUGCUUUUUAAAAAAAUUUUUUUAUUGAAAAUAAUCGGUCUAUUUUGUCACAUGCAUCUGACAAUAGUAAUGUGCGUUGCUGUUACAGCUCACAGCUAAAGCAAAUCAGCUAUUUUUAAAGAUUUUCUGUACACAUUGUAAAAGCAUUCCAUUCAGGUACUGUCAUUUUCUAAGAACAAAUGUAAUAUCUGAUGAUCUGUAAGGUAUUUGUUGUAAAACUUACACUGAUGGAUGCAAGUUUGAAUGAACUGAUUGUAAAACAUCAUUGUGAACCCUAACCCAGAUGACUGCCCUGUUUAUUUUGAACAUAAGUAGGUUUGACUGGGUUCAGUGAAGCAGAGGAAAUGGAAAAUUUUGAAGGUUUUUGAUCAGAUGUUCUGACUGAGAUGGAUUAAACGGCAUUGAUGUGAACACACUGUUAGCAUGCAUGGACUUAUUUGGGUACUCUAAUCCUUCCUUGACCACACUUUUAUUUUUACUUUUAACCGUCAUACUUCUCAAGAUUUUUUUACUUUCCAUCUAAAAAAACCCCCCACAAAACAACUAUGAACCACUGAUGUCAGAGAAACCUGUGACAUCAAUUAAAUGCCACCAGGCAAUCACAGGACACCUUCCUGCACCAGUGGAAACUUGCAGAUUUGAAAUGGAAUGUUGUCGACUUUUACACAAGUCCCAUUUGCUGAAAAUUGUACAGCUCACUUUCAGCAACAAGCCAACUCGGAGUACUUUACAAGAUGGAAAGGAAACAACAAACAAGCAAAAAACAUUACAUUGCAAUGGCAUCUCCAAAGAAAUGUCACCAGCAGUUGUCACCUUCUUGAUUGAUUGUUCUUUCCAUUAUUUUGCUGUCAAUAUGACUGUUAACCAGCUUUUUUAAAGGUUCUUGUAUUAAAAAGAAAACUCACCCU